CCGGGGCCACGCGCAGCGGCGCGUGGUGUCUGCGACCGUUGCCGGGCGCCUGGGGCGCUCCCACGCCGGCGAAGGAUUGUUAAAGAAGUCGUAGCCAUCCAGACAUACAGUGUGAGGACUCCUUGUAAGAUUCAGUCACUAGAACCCUUAGACCCCAGGAUUACCACAAUUCCUUCUGGAUUAAUCAGCUUCAGGCAUCCAAUCUGAUAUUACCAAGAUGACUGAGCGUUUUCACCCCAAGCCUUCAGCAGGAAAGAUGCAUCCCUUCCUGGACAGCUCAUCUGUUGCCCAGGAUAACGAUCUUAGCAUGCACACCACAGAAUCAAAAACUGAAUCUUUGGAUAAUAAAGACUUUGUAACAUCUACAUCCACUGAGCCCUUUUACACAGUAACAGAAUUUUCAGAAGCCUCUACAGCAGCACUCCAGCCACUCAGUUAUGAUCAGAUCCUCAGUGAUCCUAACAGUAAUGUAUAUGAAGAAACUAUUCUGUCUACAACAGAGGAAAUAGAACAACUGAAGAAAAUGAGAAUACACAUUCCUGGUUCUCCACAAGGAGCAUUGAAUAAAAUUAUUACAAAUGAUCUUAGCAUGCACACCACAGAAUCAAAAACUGAAUCUUUGGAUAAUAAAGACUUUGUAACAUCUACAUCCACUGAGAUCCUCAGUGAUCCUAACAGUAAUGUAUAUGAAGAAACUAUCCUGUCAAAAACAGAGGAAACAAAACCACAGAAGAAAAUGAGAAUGCACAUUCCUUGUCCUGUAAAAGGAACAUUGAAUAAAAUCAUUACAAAUGGAGUUAUACUCCUUAUGAUAUGGUGUAUAACCUGGUCACUCUCAGGCCCUGCAGUGCUCCCUGGUGGAAAUUUAUUUGGACUGUUAAUUGUUUUUUAUUGUGCUAUACUUGGGGGUAAACUUUUACAACUAAUUAGAAUACCUUCAGUGCCUCCACUUCCACCUCUUCUUGGGAUGUUACUGGCUGGUUUUAUCAUCAGGAAUGUUCCAUUCAUCAGUAAGCAUGUCCAAGUUCAUAACACAUGGUCUUCAACAUUAAGAAACAUUGCGCUUACCAUUAUCCUUAUACGAGCAGGGCUUGGACUUGAUGCGAAGGCUUUGAAGCAUUUGAAGAGAGUUUGUUUAAGAUUGUCCAUGGGUCCGUGUAUCAUGGAAGCCUGUUCAGCUGCUGUUUUUUCCCACUUCAUUAUGAAACUUCCCUGGGAAUGGGGAUUUCUAUUAGGCUUUGUGCUAGGAGCUGUCUCUCCUGCUGUUGUUGUCCCUUCCAUGCUGCUUCUGCAGGAAAAUGGAUAUGGUGUCGAGAAAGGCAUCCCAACCUUACUAGUAGCUGCAAGCAGCUUGGAUGACAUCCUGGCCAUCACUGGAUUCAACACAUGCCUGAGCAUAGUCUUCUCCUCAGGUGGUAUACUUAAUAAUAUCGUAUCCUCCUUCCGGGAUGUACUUAUUGGUGUGCUGGUAGGAACUAUUCUGGGACAUUUUGUUCAUUUUUUUCCAAGUAAAGACCAGUCAAAACUCCCAUUGAAGAGAGCAUUCCUUAUUUUGAGUAUGUGUGUCUCUGCUGUCUUAGGCAGCCAACGUAUUGGUUUGCAUGGAACUGGAGGAUUAUGUACAUUAGUGAUGUCUUUCAUUGCAGGGAAAACAUGGUCUGAAGAAAAGAUUAGAGUCCAAAGUUUUAUUACAGCUGCAUGGAAUGUUUUUCAACCUCUUCUUUUUGGUUUAGUUGGAUCAGAAAUAUCUGUGUCAGCUCUUGAACCAAAUACAAUUGGCGUUUGUGUUGCUACCCUCAGUCUGGCAUUGUGUGUUCGAAUUUUAACCACAUUUCUGUUGAUGUGUUUUGCUGGUUUUAAUUUUAAGGAGAAAAUAUUUAUUGCUUUAUCAUGGAUGCCCAAAGCUACAGUCCAAGCUGUAUUAGGUCCUUUGGCUCUAGAAACAGCAAGACGCACUGCACCCCACUUGGAAGCAUAUUCGAAGGAUGUGAUGACAGUAGCAUUUUUAGCCAUCUUGAUCACAGCUCCAAAUGGAGCUCUAAUUAUUGGCAUAUUGGGGCCCAAAAUACUUACACGCCAUUAUAAUCCAAACGAAAUAAAACUGCAUUUGUCAGCAUUAGAACAUCAUUAA
Molecule: messenger RNA, 2131 nt
Organism: Lepus europaeus (European hare)
Lineage: Eukaryota; Metazoa; Chordata; Mammalia; Lagomorpha; Leporidae
Gene: SLC9B1
Product: solute carrier family 9 member B1
Exons: 17
Coding region: 218-2131 (637 amino acids)
Biological process (GO): proton transmembrane transport
Cellular component (GO): membrane
Molecular function (GO): antiporter activity
Source: RefSeq, a predicted model, not a curated record